AUGGACAGGAAGAGAGCGAACACCGGCUCUUCUUCACUGACGGAGCGCGACUCCUUGCUUGCGACUGACACAACUUCCUCCGGGUCCACAGAGAGGACGUCUUUCUAUGCCGCAACGUCCUCAAGGUCGUGUCAUUCGCCAGUCGAUCCGGAUCCAGACACGUCUGCGGAAGAGAUAGAUGAGACGCACGACUGUCAAUCACCUACGCUGUUGGAGAACUCUAGCAGCGUCGCUAGAGAUCAUCUGGCUUCCGAGCGGACGUUUUUAGCAUAUGUCAGGACAAGUCUGGCCGUCGUGUCAGCUGGUGUAGCGUUGUCUCAAAUGCUCAUCAUACAGUUGAAUCAGCAUCCUCAUCAACGUAUAGGUGUCUUCGCAAGCCUUCUUGGCGCUGCGUGCGUAUCACUCGGACUUGCUAUUCUGUUUACUGGACGGUCAAGGUACUUCGCUGUCCAAUCAGCUCUCAUGGACGGAAAAUUCCCAGUCUCGCGACUGGGCGCCUCACUUAUUGCACUGGCACUGGCGCUCCUCGUUGUGUUAACCUUCAUCGUAAUAUUCGUAUACCAGAAAGAUAUGUUGUCCUGA
Pleurotus ostreatus (oyster mushroom) is the source of this 582-nucleotide messenger RNA. RefSeq lists its product as uncharacterized. The transcript is spliced from 4 exons. The coding region runs from base 1 to 582 and encodes 193 amino acids. The record is from RefSeq and is a predicted model, not a curated record. Lineage: Eukaryota; Fungi; Basidiomycota; Agaricomycetes; Agaricales; Pleurotaceae.